CUUGCUUCCUACUCAAAUGCUCGCCAGCUUACGUGCCCGUUGUCCUGUUGCAUUAUCCAGAUCUUUCACCACUGGUACAGUCAAUGGAUUAGUGGGGGCAAUUGGAAACACGCCAUUGAUAUACCUCAAGGGUUUGUCAGAAAGGACAGGAUGCCGGGUGCUUGGCAAGGCUGAGUUCCAGAAUCCUGGUGGGAGUGUUAAAGAUAGAGCUGCGCUGGGUCUCAUCAACGAGGCGGAGGGCAAUGGCCUUAUAAAACCGGGUGGAACCGUUGUAGAAGGUACUGCAGGCAAUACUGGAAUUGGUCUUGCCCAUGUAUGCCGAUCAAAAGGUUACAACUGUGUCAUCUUCAUGCCCAAUACGCAGAGUCAAGAGAAAAUAGACCUCCUGCGCAUGCUUGGUGCUGAAGUCUAUCCAGUACCUGCAGUCCCUUACGAAGAUCCCAAGAACUACAAUCACCAAGCCCGAGAUUUUGCCAAAGCGCUCAACAACUCUAUCUGGACGAACCAAUUCGACAACGUCGCAAACGCGAAAAUCCAUUACCUCACUACGGGCCCAGAAAUAUGGCAGCAGACAGAUGGAAAAGUGGAUGGCUUCAUUUGCGCAACGGGUACUGGCGGGACACUUGCAGGAGUCGGGAAAUUCUUAAAAGAGAAGAGCAACGGAAGGACACAAAUCUGGCUGGCUGAUCCACCCGGGAGUGUACUACACAGUUAUAUCAGUAGCGGUGGCAAAUUGGUUGAGCGAACGGGAAGCUCAAUUACUGAAGGUAUUGGCCAAGGGCGAAUCACAGAUAACCUUGCUACAUUCGUAAAGGAUGUGGACAGCUCGCUCCAUAUUGCGGACGAGAAAUCAAUCUCAAUGGUAUACGAGAUGUUAGCCACGGAGGGUUUAUAUAUCGGAGCAAGCUCUGCCUUGAAUGUCGUGGCAGCACAUGAGAUGGCGCAAAAGCUUGGACCCGGCAAGACCAUUGUCACUGUCAUUUGCGAUGGCGCAUACCGCUACCAAAGUAGACUGUUCUCAAAGAAGUGGCUACAGUCAAAAGGUCUCGCGAACGCCAUCCCUGGAAAUCUGAAGAAAUACGCUGUAUUGGACUAAAAAAAUCAGAAUCGAAAAUAUACUUAACUUUUGCCCCCCGAAUCCGAUGUGUGCGGAUCUUCUGGCGAUCCACGUGCUAUUUGACCCUUGAACACUGACUCAUCUAACGGAGACAAGGUCCGCUUUAAAACUACUAUCAACACUGUGAGUCGCUGAGUUUUCUUCUGGUGCUUGAUCAUGGCUAUGUCACUCCCCAGACAAUUCCACCCCUUGAAAGUAAACUCUCGCAGUGGGGAGCCGUAUCUACAGCUUUCUGCACCUCUUGAUAACAUAACCAUCACACCUAAUCGUCUGAGCGAUGCUCAAGUAUCAGUUCAAUUCCUGAAUGAUCCCCGUGUCUAUAAAAUGUUGAUUGGCCCACCGUAUCCGUAUCUUCCGAUACACGCCGAAGAAUGGAUGGCUAAAUGCAUAGAGAGUUCCGAUGCAAUCUUUGAGACGCUGAAAACGGCGGAGACGAGAAACUCUGACGAAACGGAGGCUACGCUCAUACAUGUCGAUGGAUGCCCUGUGCGCGCUCUUCGGGAAGUACAGCCGGAUGGGACAGAUGUCUUCAUCGGUGAUAUUGGCAUAAUAAGAUCUGGACGCUUCGAAUAUCUGCGGGAUAAAGGGAAGGAAAAGACGCUUACAGAAUAUAACGCUUCGUUACCUGCUGGUAAUCCCGAAAUAAUCUGGGACAUUGGAUAUUAUCUUGCACCCGCUCACCAUGGCAAAGGAAUUAUGUCCGCAGCACUCCGCACCAUCAUACACUCUUGGGCUAUCCCGCGGAUGAAUGUACACGUCAUACGCGGGUCGGCGUUUUCUGGGAACCCUGGGAGUGUGAAGGUGUUUAUAAAGAAUGGAUUUCGGGACUUUGAUUUGGUUGAGGAGUGUGUGAAGCUACCAGAAAUUAAGGGCGGUGAUGUAUUUGGAUUGCACUUCCUUGAGUGGAGAAGGCCAGUACCAGAUGUCUAACAUUGGAUAAAUGUGAUCGGUCUCGAUACACUCGCUGAGCAUAUUGCAUUGUUAUGUGUAAUUUGAGUGAUCAUUGCCAAAUUGAAAUUACC
Messenger RNA from Fomitiporia mediterranea MF3/22, 2139 nucleotides. RefSeq names its product cysteine synthase. Bases 17 to 1096 code for a protein of 359 amino acids. The transcript is spliced from 8 exons. Gene Ontology annotation, cellular component: cytoplasm. Gene Ontology annotation, molecular function: cysteine synthase activity. The record is from RefSeq and is a predicted model, not a curated record. NCBI's taxonomy places the organism in Eukaryota, Fungi, Basidiomycota, Agaricomycetes, Hymenochaetales, Hymenochaetaceae.